This is a messenger RNA of Coccinella septempunctata (seven-spotted ladybird), 1635 nucleotides long. Its product is annotated as tubulin gamma-2 chain-like. Bases 121 to 1473 code for a protein of 450 amino acids. The record is from RefSeq and is a predicted model, not a curated record. Gene Ontology annotation, cellular component: gamma-tubulin complex; spindle; centrosome. NCBI's taxonomy places the organism in Eukaryota, Metazoa, Arthropoda, Insecta, Coleoptera, Coccinellidae. The transcript is spliced from 6 exons. Gene Ontology annotation, molecular function: structural constituent of cytoskeleton; GTP binding. Gene Ontology annotation, biological process: meiotic spindle organization; mitotic sister chromatid segregation; mitotic spindle organization.
GACGCACUGAGUUAAAAAUCCGACUUGCAUUGUUUAUGUUUACUCCAGAUUAAACGUCAAAAGAUGUGUUAAUUAACCAAAUAUUUGCGUAGGAUUUUGUGCCAUAUAAAACCUUCGAAGAUGCCUUGUGAAAUGAUAACUCUCCAACUGGGCCAAUGCGGCAAUCAGAUUGGUUUCGAGUUCUGGAAACGUCUUUGUGCAGAGCACGGUAUCAAUCCAGACGGCAUCUUAGAAGACUUUGCUACAGAAGGUGUAGACCGUAAGGAUGUGUUCUUUUAUCAAGCCGAUGAUGAACACUACAAACCCAGAUCAAUUCUGGUAGAUUUAGAACCUAGAGUCAUAAACACAAUACUGAAUUCCCCUUACUCCAAACUAUACAACCAAGAAAACGUUUUCUUAUCUAAAAAUGGGGGAGGAGCAGGUAAUAAUUGGGCUUCUGGGUACUCGCAAGGAGAAAAACUCAACGAGGAGAUAUUCGAUAUUAUCGACAGAGAGGCUGAUGGAAGUGACAGUUUGGAAGGGUUUGUGCUGUGCCAUUCCAUAGCUGGAGGAACGGGUUCUGGUAUGGGUUCCAAUAUACUGGAAAAAUUGUCAGAUAGGUUUCCUAAAAAAUUGGUGCAGACAUACAGCGUUUUCCCAAACCUCGAUGAGAUAAGUGAUGUAGUCGUGCAGCCUUACAACUCUUUACUAACGCUGAAACGUCUAACAGAAUCUGCAGAUUCCGUAGUUGUUCUGGAUAACACGGCUUUGAAUCGAAUUGCCGCUGAAAGACUGAGGAUUCAGAAUCCCACCUUCACCCAGAUCAAUAGCUUGGUUAGCACAAUCAUGACGGUUUCCACUGCAACUUUACGGUAUCCAUCGUAUAUGCAUAACGAUCUCAUGGGGCUCCUUGCCCCGCUAAUCCCAACUCCUAGGUUGCAUUAUUUGAUGACCGGAUAUACCCCUUUGACGACUGACACAAAUGAAACGAGUGUUGGGAAAACCACGGUAUUGGACGUUAUGAGGAGACUGCUUCAACCGAAGAACAUGAUGGUGUCGACGACUCAGGAUAAGAAUUCUCAGCAUUGUUUCAUCUCAAUACUCAAUAUAAUCCAGGGCGAGGUAGACCCAACGCAGGUGCAUAAGUCUCUGCAAAGAAUAAGAGAGAGGAAACUUGCGCAAUUCAUUCCAUGGGGGCCAGCUAGCAUAGACGUGGCUCUGUCGAGGAAAUCCCCAUACAUCCAAACCGCUCACCGAGUCUCAGGUUUAAUGUUAGCCAAUCACACUAAUAUAAGUUCGUUGUUCGAUAGGGCCCUCAUGCAGUACGAUAAAUUGAGGAAGAGGGAGGCAUUUUUGGAUCAGUUCAGGAAGGAGGAUACAUUCAAGGAUAACUUGAAUGAGCUGGAUAAUAGCAGAGAAGUGAUUCAAGAUUUGGUCGACGAGUACAAUGCAGCGACUAGAGAAGACUAUUGCACUUGGGGAGGAUGCGAAUAGAGAUCCGUUAACUUUGUUUUUUGCUCGUUCGAGAAUUCCAUUAACCGGGUGAUAAAAAUUGUUGCCAUGACGUAUAAAGAGUUUUAAAUUGUUAAUUUAUUAUGUGACGUUAGCAUUACGUUAUUGUGUCCUAUGUUUUUUAAUAAAAGAUAUACUAAUAUA